AGCUGUUAACACCAACGCUGAUUGGCUGACACCCUGGCCAGUUCAGAGAGAUUGUCAGUGAGCCAUAGCCCAAGGAAAAAUAACAGCAACCUGUGUUAAUGUCUUAGUUAUUUAGAAGGUAUCCUAUUUCGAAGCUGUAUUUUUGAUGCAUUUGCUUCGCAGCUGUAUGGCUCCUGGUAUCUAUUUUACCGAGAGGAACGCCAGAAUGCAAUAUUGUUGUCGGACACCUUUUUCUUAAACGAAAGGUAAAGCAAGCUACCAUUAGCUUAUGUUGAGUUGGUUACUUUGAAAGCAAGCUAUCGUUGUUAGCUACCUGUCGCCAUCCAGCUUGGCAGAAACCAUUUGAAUGUUAGAAACAUGUGCUGCUUGGUAUGUUAUAUCUUGCACAUUUUUGUUUGAGUUACGUAUUAGGGUAAAAUUAACGUACACUCCCUAUAAGUUAGCUCCCUGCUAGCGAGAUAGGUAGCAACAGUCACUAAGCUACUCCUCCACAUAUUUGUCUCUAAGGUGACGGUUUCUGUUGCUCCAUCCAACCCAUUACCCGGCUGUCUCCGCUUGAUCUCGGUGCUACUGCUUCCAGUUCUAAUACACUAAUCUACUGUUUUGGAACGUCGUGUCGCAGAUGACGAAGAUGGUGGACCUUGGUGCCUGUUGCUGGCGGACGGGCCGAUGCUAGGAGUAGGGCAAUCAUAGAGGUGUGGGUCGAUGAGGAGAUGUCAGAGCGGGGAUGCCUCCUCUUGGAGACAGUGUUGUAGUCGAGGGUGGGCGCGAGUGUGCACAGUAUACCUACCGCGGGGUGCUGGCAUAUAUACGAGCGGACCAAAGUUGCAACCCAACUAGCAUUGACUCAUAUAUGGAUGGUUGGGUCGCAGUAUGCCCACCUCCUCAACUUCAACUACACCGCAGGCUGGAGGGAGUAGCGGUACAGGAGAAGAGGAGCCCGUGUCUGCCGCCUUCAGCUCCACAAACGGCUCAUCUUUCCGGUUCGUCCCGGCUUUCUGCCUGGGCGUGGUGGCGGCAGUUGUCUUUCAGCUGGCCCUGGGAGGCCUGACUCUUACCUCUUUCUUCCUAAAGCUGUUCAUCUAUGUAUCUUUUGCUCUGCUGUGCUUUCUGGCUGGGAGUUUUGUUCUGCUCGUCAGAAAAAGCCCCCUCAAAGUCAGCUGCUUUGACAGAAGCAAAAGGCAUUCAGCUGCGCGACCAGUGUUCUUCAACAAGCUCAUGGGUCGUUUUUUGGCACCCACUCAGGAACCAAGCCAGAGCAGAAGAGUGGUGGUGUCGCACAAUGUUGACAAAGCCCUGAAGGAAGUGUUCGACUACGCCUACAGGGACUACAUUUUGUCCUGGUAUGUCCCUCUGAGUCGUGAUGAGGGCCAGUUGUACUCCAUGCUAUUGGAAGACUGGUGGCAGAUGAUCGGGCAGCUGAGAUCCAGGCUCGCUGACAUAGACCUUGUCAAUGUGGUGUGUUAUGAUAGCGUUCGUAUUCUUCACACCCACUUCACUGACCUGAAGGCUUCAUCUGCAAGACCAGAGGAAGUUGCCCGGCCAUUUCCUCUCCAUCCCUGUUUGGUCAGCCCAGACUCGGAGAUGGGCUUCCUCCGCUGUGUAGCAAGAAUCCUGUUGCUUUGUCUACUGCCGCAGAAGGAUGCCAAGUCCGACACUCUACGCUGCUGCCUCACAGAAGUCAUCACGACCAAAGUGUUGAAGCCUCUGGUGGAGGUGCUCAGUGAUCCAGACUCUAUAAACAGGAUGCUGCUGUCUCAGCUGGAGCAGAGGGAGCAGCAGGCAGAGCAGCAGAAGAAAGCCUACACCUAUGCUGCCUCUUAUGAAGACUUCAUUAAACUGAUAUCAACUUCUUCUGAUGUCAAUUUCCUCAAACAACUCAGGCAAGGCUGCUGCAACACACACACACACAGCCUCAUUAAACUGAAACUUAUCAAUAGAAUUAGUGCUCUGUGCAUAUACGUGGGAACAGACAUGUAUCAGAUUGUUGUUGAAAUUAUCCAUGCCACCACCAUCAGCAGCCUGCCUCAGCUCAAGAAGCAGAAAGAGCGAAAAGGCAAAGAGUCUGCGGCCAUGAAAGCAGACUUGCUUAGGGCAAGAGACAUGAAACGGUACAUCAAUCAGCUGACUGUUGCGAAGAAACAAUGUGAGAAACGGAUUCGCCUGCUGGGCGGACCAAACUAUGAGAACAGCGAAGAAGGAGGAGCCGACGAUGGAGAGGAGCCGCAAAGUCAGAGGAUCCUCCAGUUUGAUGACAUUUUGUGUAAUCCAGGCUACAGAGAGCAUUUUAGAGUUUACAUGGAGAGAGUGGAUAAAAGAGCUCUGAUAAGCUUCUGGGAACUAGUGGAAACACUGAAAACUGCCAACAAGAAUGAGGUGCCCCAAAUCGUAGGAGAGAUCUACCAAAAGUUCUUUGUGGAGAGCAAAGAGAUUCAGGUGGAGAAGUUUCUCCUCAAGGAGAUCCAGCAGAGUCUGGUAGGGAACAGAGGAACUCAGGUUUUUGUACGACUACAAGAGCAGGUGGCUGAGACGAUGCGAGAACGUUACUACCCCUCCUUCCUGGUUUCUGACCUCUACGAUAGGCUGAUUAGAAGAGAUGAGUCACACAGCCAAUCAGGCUGUAGCCCAGAGGAGAAAGGGGAAGGGUGCCAGGAUCUGGAUGUUGGAGAAGAAGUGUGUGAUGAGGGUAGUAAAGGAAUAAAUGAGCAGGCCAGCUACGCUGCAACCAAGCUCCGCCAACUCUACGACAAGCUGGAGUACAAGCGGCAGGCCUUGGGCUCUAUCCAGAACGCCCCCAAACCAGAUAAAAAGAUUGUGAGUAAGCUAAAGGAAGAAAUUGGAGCCAUGGAAACAGAGCACAGUGAGCUGCAGCAGCACAUCACAAGGACGGACUGGUGGUGUGAAAACCUUGGGCACUGGAGGGCUCUGAUUACAGCUGCUGAGGCCGCAGAGGAAGGCGGUGAGACCGUGGCGUGUUACAGUGUGUGCGUUAGCUUGGCAGAAGGAGAGGAGACGGUCAACAGUCGCUGGAGCGUCCAAAGAAAGCUCACAGAGUUCCAGAUGUUGCACCGCAAACUCACUGAGCGUUUGCUGACAGAUGAGAGACUAUGCCAGUCAGAGGUGCUUUAUGCGUUCCUCAGCCCAUCGCCAGAGCACCUCAAGGUGAUGUCUAUUCAGAAGAAAUCAUCGUUCUCUCUGGCCUCCUUUCUGGAGAGGUUACCUGGAGAUUUCUUUUCCCACACUGAGGAGGAUGGCGAUGAUGACAGUGAUCUUUCGGACUAUGGUGAUGAGGCUGACGGAAGGAGAAAUGCCCUGGCCGAGCCCUGCUUCAUGCUUAUAGGAGAGAUCUUUGAACUCAGAGGAAUCCAGGUGACAUUUGGCCGGACCAUCAACAAGCAGAUCCGGGACACUGUUAACUGGAUAUUCUGUGAGCAGAUGCUGGUGUGUUACAUCAGUGUGUUCAGGGACACGUUCUGGCCUAAUGGGAAGCUAGCCCCACACGUCAAGGUCCGAACCGACUGCGAACGCAGUGAGACCAAGGAGCGGGCUCAACAGAAACUGUUGGACAAUAUCCCAGAUGCACUAACAAAUCUAGUUGGCCAGCAAAACGCUCGAUAUGGAAUCAUCAAAAUCUUCAAUGUACUGCAGGAAGCUAGUGCCAACAAACAUCUUCUCUAUGUUUUAAUGGAAAUGUUACUCAAGGAGUUGUGUCCCGAACUUCGUGCAGAGGUGGACAACAUCUGAACAUGCACACACAAAAAAACAACAUGGUAGAUGAAACUGAGGCGCCACCUGUUAAUCUUUUCCACAAAUGGCUGGCAUGAAGAGGAGGGAGGCCUUUCAGUUAUACGUUUAACAGACCAGAAUGUCGUUGGUUGGCUCUAUCAUCAGAGAUUAGCUGUGAAAAGAGCUGAGAUCAGGCUAUGGUGCAGAUCCAGACUUGGACAAGAAGAAACCACCCCUGGGUUGUGACUUCUUGUCCUCUACACAGCAGUUUUACCACCCUACCACCCCUAAAUUUCCCUAAAGUAGAAAUGGUAUUUUUGACAUGGUGUGAUUCAUAUCUGUUCCUUUUAUGUUUGAUUUCAGUACACUGAUGUUUUAUGCCCGAUUAGUGCUGGAGCAGAAAAUAAAACAAAUCUUUUGUCCCAGCGGAAAUCAUGGUCAUCUAGAUAAAAAACAAAAACAAUAAAACAACGUACUUUAAUUCCUAGAGAAGCUAAACUAUGGAACACAGUUGAAACCGUGUGUGUGUGUGUGUGUGUGUGUGUGUGUGUGUG
Messenger RNA from Menidia menidia (Atlantic silverside), 4280 nucleotides. Lineage: Eukaryota; Metazoa; Chordata; Actinopteri; Atheriniformes; Atherinopsidae. The record is from the annotation of a GenBank genome assembly.